Messenger RNA from Oncorhynchus mykiss (rainbow trout), 1682 nucleotides. The record is from RefSeq and is a predicted model, not a curated record. NCBI's taxonomy places the organism in Eukaryota, Metazoa, Chordata, Actinopteri, Salmoniformes, Salmonidae.
CUGAAGUUUUUCCCACAACCAAAACUGCUCCUACAACAACCAGAGCAUCUGCUACAACAACCAAAGCCCUUCACACAACAACCGAACCCCUGCCCACAAUAACAACAGCGGAUCCAACAACAAUUACAGAUUCACCCACAACAACCACACCUGCUCCCACGAUUACAGAAGCUCCCACAACCAUAAUAGCUUCCGUUACUACAAGCACAGCUUCCCCGAAAACAACCACAGCAACAUUAAUGACAUCUACAGCAGCAGCUACGACAAGUACAGCUGUAGCUACAACCACUACAGAUGCACUCACAACAACCACAACCACAGCUGCUGCUACAACAAUAACCACAGCUACAGCAACAACACCCCAAACCUCACCUUCAUCUACCACAGCUGAUGAUACAACAACAACCAUAGCUACAGCAACAACACCCAAAACUUCGCCCACAACAACCAAAGAUGCUCCCACUACAAACACAACUUCUCCCACAACAACCACAUCUGCAACAAUCACAACAACAGCAUCUCCAAUGACAUCUACAGUGGAGGCUUCAACAAGUACAGCUGAGGAAACAACAACCACAGUUUCUACAACAACCACAGCUUCUUCCACAGCAACCACAUAUGCUCCCACAGCUCCUGCUACAACAUCCGUAGACCUUCCCACAACAACUGAACCACUGCCCACAACAACGACAUCUGCUCCCACCACUACAGCAGCUCCCACAACCAUAAUAGCUUCCAUUACUACAAGCACAGCUUCCCCCAAAACAACCACAGCAACAUUAAUGACAUCUACAGCAGCAGCUACAACAACUGAUCCCACCACAAACACAGCUGCUGCCACAACAACCACAUCUGCACCAACCACAACCACAGCAUCUCCAAUAACAUCUACAGCAGAGGCUUCAACAAGUACAGCUGAGGCCACAAAAACUACAAUUGCACCAACAACAACCACUUCAUCUUCCACAACAACAACAGCUGCUCCCACAACAACAACUGCUGUUGCUACAACAAAAAAAGCUACAGCAACAACAACCUAUGUCCUGCCCAUCUCAACCACAUCUGCUCCAACUACAAUAACAGAUUCACCCACAAUAAACACAAUUGUUCCCACAACAGCAGCAGAUCCACCAACUAAAGUUUUUCUCACAACCACAGCUGCUAUGACAACAAAAGCUGUAUCCACAACAACAACAGCAACUCCAACAACAGUCCCAGCUCCUGCUAUAACAACAUUUGUGAAACAACAACCACAGCCCUGCCCACAACUACCACAGCUAAUCCAACAACAAUCACAGAUACACCCAAAACAACCACAUCUGCUCCCACAACUACAGUGCUCCAACGACCACCACAGCUGCAUCCACAGCUACCACAGCUGCAUCCACAGCUACCACAGCUGCUCCAUCAACCACAACAUUUGCACUAACAACAUCCCCAGCUGCUGCUAUGACAACAACAGCCACCCCUACAACAACUACAACUGCUCCCACAACAACCACAGCAGUGCCAACAUCAACCACAGCAGCUCCCACUACACUCACAGCUUCACCAUCGACAACCACAGUUGCUGCAAAGACCACCAACACCCACCACACAACAACCAUCAUUUCAGCCACAACAACCACAGCUGCUGUAACUACCACAGCUACAGCUGCACCAAAGUCAACUACAGCUGCUAA